This is a messenger RNA of Suillus fuscotomentosus, 582 nucleotides long. RefSeq lists its product as uncharacterized. The record is from RefSeq and is a predicted model, not a curated record. Lineage: Eukaryota; Fungi; Basidiomycota; Agaricomycetes; Boletales; Suillaceae. The transcript has 2 exons. The annotation marks the transcript as partial.
AUGACUGAAACCAGCGACCCUUUAGUCCACUGUCGCACAAUAUUUCGCACCCCGGCCGUCAGAUGCACUUGGUUCUCUUGUCGCCGUGAGUUUUUAUAUUGUGUAUUGGAUUCACUACUAGGUAAGCAUGUAAUCACUACCGCGCCUCCUAUCUCGUCUCACACAUUAUCUGCAGGUCAUCUUGAAGCGUGCAGGCGUGGGAUCAUGCACCGCGACACCAGCGACGGUAACGUUUGGUUCUGGGUUCCCCAGACAGAUCCCCAAUAUGCAGUUCCAGAAUGGUAUCUAUCACCCCAGAAUGGUAAACCAGAAUUUUGCACCCUGGAAAUCCCUGCACCCUGGUUUCCCAAGCGUCCUGGGAUGGCCGGUGAUUUCGGCCUUGGCCUGAACAUGUUGGAUGAAACCGGUGCGGCCAAUGCUGUAACUACCACUGGAACUUUCCCUUUUGGCACCACCGCCGACUCAAAAGAGGCUCCCCACCUCACGCACGACCUAGAGUCAUAUAUUUUCCUGAUUUGGAUCGUGGGCGUGAAUUUCAAGGGUCCGUACCAUCAGGUCGAACACUGGACUGAUCCUCCAAAG